AUGUCCAACAGGGCAGUCAGAAAUGGAGGUCGUGAGGAGCGUCGCGUAACGGUGCGUCCAUCUUCGGGAGCAAUCACAGCAGAUCGCCGUCCUUCCUCGCGUGUGACAACUACAAGUCAUGACGAGAUUCGGACAACACAACGACGUUCUUCAGCGACAACAACGAUCACUGCACAUCGUUCCUCGCGUGUGGUCAGCGCAGUUCAUGAGACUUUUCAAACGACAACACGUACUUCCUCAUCAGGAGCUAUCACUUCACGAGGAAGGACUCGUGGAGAGGUCAGGACGGGGGAGAUCACUACAAGUCGUCAGCAGGUUCGAACGUCAACGAGUCGUUCCUCGGGAACGAUCACUACAAGUCGUCAGGAGGUUCACCAGACGUUGAAGCAUCGUUCUUCUUCGGGAACGGUCAGUGCAAAUCGUGAGGAGGUUCGGACGAGGACGACGGAGCAUCGUUCCUCGGGAACGUUCACUGCAAGUCUUGAAGCGGUUGCGGUGCGUCGCUCAUCAGCUGGAACUAUCCCUAGUGGUCGCCAGGCGGUUCCGACCAGAAGGAUCACAGCAGAUCCUCACCGCCGCUCUUGA
This is a messenger RNA of Eruca vesicaria subsp. sativa (arugula), 585 nucleotides long. The record is from the annotation of a GenBank genome assembly. Lineage: Eukaryota; Viridiplantae; Streptophyta; Magnoliopsida; Brassicales; Brassicaceae.